UCAGGGCACUCACGGCGCAGGUGGGCCAGUCCGAUUAGUCGCUCGAGCCGUAACGGUCGCAUCGCGCACCGGCGCGGGCGCUUUGAUACGUUACGUUUCAAAAAUCGAACUUCAUCAAUGAACUUGUGCUUUUUAUGAUGAAUUAUGUUACGACACUAAAAUUACAAUGUUCAUGCAAUCACAUGACGCGACGCCCGGUGCCUUGGAGGAGGAGUUCAGUAGGCCGGUGGAGUCCAUCAUGAGGAUCGAGGACUUCAAGAGCAACUUCGCCAGGAGGCUGUCCAAUCGAUACACCACCAAGUCUCCUGUGGCCACUCCAAGAACGGACACCGCUUUAAAGCUACGACCAGAUAAAUCUAAUUCAAACGACAACGUUUCAGAAAGAAUUGAGCCAUAUUCUCAACUUUCGAAGAGUGUUGUGGAGCAGAACGGUGAAGCUGCUAAACCUCCGGACAAACCGACGCUGAAGACCAACAUGCGAUGCACCGAAGUCACCGCCUUGAACAUGGAGGUAGAAACUCUGAGGUGGCAGCUGGCACAGACUGAAGCAAACAGGCAGAUGCACAUAGCAUUACUUAAGCAGAUUGUGACGUUCUUAAAUAGAGUCAGAGAUCAUAUCGAUCAUCAGAAGAACGAAAGUACAAGGAAAGAGUCGAUGUCGACUAGGAUUCCCAAGUCCUUCAAUGUUGCUGACUUGCCUCGCUCAAGAUCGGUUCUCCACGUGAACAAAAAUCUCGAAUAUCUGACCCCAACCAAAAAAAUAAGCACAAGAAAGAUCAGCAAAUCCAUUAGCAAUGUUAAUGGUUUCAGAGAUGCCUCGGGCGUUUGGAAUCAGUCGAAACUUUCACUUAUAUCCGAGAACGAGUCGUCAAAUAAAAUAUCCGAAGAAAUGUCUAGACUGAUAACUCUUGCCAAUACAGUGCUCAGCACAAAAUUACCUGAUCUCGCGUGUUCAUGUAACGGCAAUCUCGACGAUGGGAACAAGUUUGCAGAUAGUAUCGAGAAGGGAGAAGCGAAGGUUAAUGAGCUCAACACUUCUUUGAGUCUUGUCGAGGAGAACUCUACUAAUGCUUUCAUUCUUAACACGGUCUGUGACGACAAAGAUGUAUACGACAGCAUAAUCAACAAAUUCAUGGAAGUUAAAGAUCACUCCAUGAAUGACUUUAUUGUGUCGCCGUCACCACUCACCUGCGGUUUGGAAAACGACUUUGCCGGUGUUGAAUUGAACGAAAAAGAACGGCAGGGUCCUUUGUCUGUAAAAAAUGUUGCGGAACUAACCAACGGUAAAAUACUUAGAGGCUGUAAUGACAAAAGAAAUGAAUACAGUCACGUAUCUAAUUUCAUCGAAGACGAGAGUGGGUUCUCUUCGAUGAACUCGUUUCAGGAGAUUGGGAUACCGAUUAUAAGUAUCAUACCACCGUCGCCCUGCAAAGAAGUAGGCUACAUGGAGGAAAUGCCAGACAUUUUAUCCGAACACGAAAAAUGGAAGACUGAUACAUUGGAGCUUGACAAGCAAACUAUGAAAGUGUUUUGGGUUUAAAUUAUGUCAAUGUACAAAAUCUCUGUUCAAAGUGUCGUGAGUCGUCGUGAGUGUGCUGCAUCACCGUAUUUUGUUCGGUAGAUACUUUUUAAUAUUUAUUUUAAUUAUAUUGCCGAAAAGUAAGAAUACUAACAAUGCGAUGCCGUAAUUCUAGAAAUAAAGCCUAAAAACAAUAAAAUAUUCAAAAACAAAUGGCAGUUCAAUUUUUAUUUGAUAGGCAAUUAUGUUACCUUUAAAAAUGUACAACCUUUGUAGGCCUCGUUUUUAAAGCUUCUAAAUAAAGUAUCUUUGGAUUCUGUUUGAGAUAAGGAGGUCAAGAAGAUAUUAAUUUACAUAAUACCAAAUUGCAAUGGUAAUUCUGCCUCAGAAAGUAGAUCAAAAUACUUUAAUGAGUUAUGUAUAGAAAGUACAGGGUAUGCCUCGUACUAGUGUGUGAUUUAUGUGUGAUUUAUUAUCUUUUGGUUGCUUUGUUUGUGUGAAUCCCGCGACCAAUAAAUCUCUUCACAGAAAGAAACAUUUCAUUUAAUAGGUAGUCGUGGAUUCGUUUUCAUCAAGACUGUAUCUUAUUAUCUUAAUGUCGGUACCUAUUAUGUAUGGUACCUGUGGUCGGUACUUUAUGAAUGUAUAACCAUAUUAUUAUUCUGUGGUUUAACAAACAAUAA
Ostrinia furnacalis (Asian corn borer) is the source of this 2202-nucleotide messenger RNA. RefSeq lists its product as uncharacterized. The transcript has 4 exons. Bases 167 to 1540 code for a protein of 457 amino acids. Lineage: Eukaryota; Metazoa; Arthropoda; Insecta; Lepidoptera; Crambidae. The record is from RefSeq and is a predicted model, not a curated record.